AUGGGCAACGAAUCCUCUACGCCCGUGGACGAAUCCAUCCCGCCAACCACCUUGAUAGCGCGCAGCAUCGACGGAGUUGCGCGAUACAUCAAGGAGAAAGAUUGCAAGCGGAUCGUGGUCAUGACAGGUGCUGGUAUCAGUACAUCUGCGGGAAUACCAGACUUCCGUUCCCCUGACACGGGUCUGUAUGCAAAUUUGGCCAGACUAAACUUACCCUAUCCUGAGGCGGUGUUUGACAUUGGCUAUUUCAAGAACAACCCGCUCCCGUUCUAUGCAUUGGCACAUGAGUUGUACCCAGGUAACUUCAGACCUACGGUGACUCAUUCAUUUAUUAGCCUGCUACACAAGAAAGGCCGGCUGCUUAAGCUCUUCACGCAGAAUAUUGAUUGCCUUGAGCGACAAGCUGGAGUGCCGGACGAUAAGAUUGUCGAGGCACACGGCUCUUUUGCCAAGCAGCGCUGUGUUGAAUGCAAGACCGAGUACCCCGAUGAUCAAAUGAAGCAAAGGGUUGCACAGAAGGAGGUGCCGCACUGCGUCAAGAAGACAUGUAAUGGUCUUGUCAAGCCGGACAUUGUCUUCUUUGGUGAGGCUCUGCCAGAGGCGUUCCACCAAAACCGCAGCCUCCCAGCUACAGCUGAUCUUGCCAUUGUCAUGGGCACGAGUCUGACUGUGCAGCCUUUCGCCAGUCUGCCAUCAUUCGUGAGUGAGGAGACCCCGAGAGUCCUUAUCAAUCUGGAGCGGGUUGGUGGCCUUGGUUCAAGGUCUGACGACGUACUGCUUCUCGGGGACUGUGACGUGGGAGUCCGCAAGUUUGCCGAUGCCAUGGGGUGGCGGGACGAGCUUGAGGCUCUGUGGGCUGAGACAGAUCCCGACAAAGGCAAGCCGAAGAAGGUGGAAGUUCCCAAGACCAAGGGGGAGAAACUUGACCACGAUAUCGACAAGCUCACCAAAGAGAUUGACAAGUCUUUAAAGCUGAACGAGGAGACCAGCAAGCGGCUUGAGAAGGAGCUCACCCAAGAAAGUGACGGACAAUCGAAAAGCAACAAGGACUCCGCGAUUUUGGUGCCACCAUCAAAGACAACAAGUGACGCAGUCAGCGACUUGACCCACGUCUUUCCUCACCUGACUGGCGCGGAACGGAAACCUGACAAACCAUCUCUGUGA
Messenger RNA from Cyphellophora europaea CBS 101466, 1164 nucleotides. RefSeq lists its product as uncharacterized. The transcript has a single exon. Gene Ontology annotation, molecular function: histone deacetylase activity, NAD-dependent; NAD+ binding. The record is from RefSeq and is a predicted model, not a curated record. Bases 1 to 1164 code for a protein of 387 amino acids. Lineage: Eukaryota; Fungi; Ascomycota; Eurotiomycetes; Chaetothyriales; Cyphellophoraceae.